AUGCCUUACAAGACCAACUACGAGCCAUACAACAGUGUGGACUUCGACAUGGAAAGAGAACGCUCCUCAGAGGAAGUUCUCUACCCAUUAAUAGACCUCUACCCUCAUGUCGUCGCUCUCCAACUCCAGGCCGACGGACAACACUUCAACAGAUCCGACUCCGAUUCGGGGUAUCACAGCAUCAACUACUGGUCCGACUCAUCCCCAACACGGUCUACUUUCGAGGAGGAGUCGAGAACGAGUCGCAAAAGCAAUGAAUCUACAAAAGACCGCUUCGUCUCGAAGAUCCGCAAAAUCCUCUGUCAAAAUGACCUGCGCCGACGCACCAACUCGAAUUAA
Messenger RNA from Aspergillus ruber CBS 135680, 339 nucleotides. RefSeq lists its product as uncharacterized. The transcript has 3 exons. Bases 1 to 339 code for a protein of 112 amino acids. The record is from RefSeq and is a predicted model, not a curated record. NCBI's taxonomy places the organism in Eukaryota, Fungi, Ascomycota, Eurotiomycetes, Eurotiales, Aspergillaceae.